Spinacia oleracea (spinach) is the source of this 2819-nucleotide messenger RNA. RefSeq lists its product as uncharacterized. The transcript has 13 exons. NCBI's taxonomy places the organism in Eukaryota, Viridiplantae, Streptophyta, Magnoliopsida, Caryophyllales, Amaranthaceae. The coding region runs from base 112 to 2202 and encodes 696 amino acids. The record is from RefSeq and is a predicted model, not a curated record.
GUGUAAUUAAACUGCAACAUCUCCAGAAAGCAGAAGCUGAAGAAGCACUGAAAACAGCUGAUCAGUCGAAGAAGAAGAAAGCUUCAUUCACAGAAGAAGAACAAAAUCGCGAUGAGAAAACGUGAUUUAUCCAUUCUUAUGCUCGCUGCUUUCGCCAUUUUCUUCUCUCUCCAGCAUGAGGGAGAUGUAUCGUUCAGAGAUGCAUGGUUUCAUUUAUUGGAUGAUUAUCCGAUCAAAUAUGAAGCGGACCGUCUUCCUCCGCCUAUUGUCGCCGAUCUCAAUGGCGAUGGCAAGCUAGAGGUCCUUGUUGCCACUUAUGAUGCUAAAAUUCAGGUGUUGGAGCCUCAUACUAGACGUGUUGAUGAAGGAUUUAGCGAAGCGCGUGUUCUUGCCGAGGUGACUUUGUUGCCUGACAAAGUUCGUGUUGCCUCUGGGAGGCGUGCUGUUGCUAUGGCAACUGGUGUUAUCGAUCGAAGUUACCGGCAAGGGCAGCCACGUAAGCAGGUAUUGGUGGUGGUGACGUCAGGAUGGUCCGUCAUGUGUUUUGACCAUAAUCUUAAGAAGUUAUGGGAAGCAAAUUUACAGGAAGAUUUUCCUCAUAAUGCUCACCACAGAGAGGUUGCAAUAUCAAUAAGCAAUUACACCAUUAAACAUGGAGAUACAGGAUUGGUUAUUGUUGGUGGUAGGAUGGAAGUGCAACCACAUAUUUUUUCAGAUCCUUUCGAGGAAAUAAGUAUGGCAGAGAAGAAUGCAGAGCAGCAUAGGAGAAGUGCUGGUGAAACUGAGCCUGCGGAGAACAAUGAAGUAGUGGAUUUGCGGCAUUUUGCAUUUUAUGCCUUUGCGGGUAGAAGUGGCCAGCUCCGAUGGAGUAGAAAGAAUGAGAAAAUUGAAGCGCAAUCCUCGGAGGCAUCCAUGAUGAUUCCACAACAUAAUUACAAGCUUGAUGCUCAUUCUUUACACAGUCGUCAUCCUGGAGAGUUUGAGUGCAGGGAAUUCCGAGAAUCUAUCCUGGGAGUUAUGCCACAUCAUUGGGAUAGGCGGGAAGAUACUAGUUUUGAGCUGGCCCAUUUCAAACGCCACAAGAGGAAGACGCUAAAAAAGCUGCCUGGAAAAAAUGCUAAUCAUCCUCUCCACAAGCCUGAGGAACAUCAUCGUCCAGGCAAGGAUUCAACAAAAAAGAUCUCAAAAAUGAUUGGAAAAGCUGCUGACUAUGCUGGUUCAGCUAAAACUAAGAAGGCAAUUCCAUAUGUACCCACAAUAACAAACUACACCCAACUUUGGUGGGUCCCCAAUGUUGUUGUAGCUCAUGAAAAGGAGGGUAUUGAAGCUCUACAUUUGGCAUCUGGUCGUACACUUUGCAAGCUUCAUCUUCAAGAAGGUGGACUUCAUGCUGAUAUCAAUGGAGAUGGGGUGUUGGAUCAUGUGCAGGUGGUGGGUGGAAAUGGUGCGGAGCAAACAGUUGUUAGUGGAUCUAUGGAAGUACUCCGGCCUUGCUGGGCAGUAGCUACUUCUGGGGUGCCAGUGAGAGAACAACUCUUCAAUGCCUCUAUUUGUCAUCAUUAUUCCCCUUUUGACUUAUUUCAACACGCCGAACUCUCCCGGGGUUACGGUAGAGCUCAGGAUUUUAGUUCUUUGGAGGUUGCCACACCAAUUCUCAUCCCAAGAGAUGAUGGCCAUCAUCAUGGGAAAGGAAGCCAUGGAGAUGUCAUCUUCUUAACAAGUAGAGGGGAGGUAACAUCAUACUCUCCCGGAGAACAUGGGCACGAGGCAGUCUGGCAGUGGCAGAUAAAAACAGGGGCAACAUGGUCAAAUCUACCAUCACCCUCUGGUAUGAUGGAAUCUGGUAACGUGGUUCCUACACUGAAACCAUUCUCUUUGCGGGCCCACGAUGAUCGAUACCAAUUGGUUCUUGUUGCUGGAGAUCAAGAGGCUGUACUCAUAUCUCCUGACGGCGGCGUCAUGACAACACUUGAACUUCCCGCGCCACCUACACAUACCCUUGUUUCUGCAGAUUUCUCAAAUGACGGGCUAAAUGACCUAAUCGUAGUUACCGCAAACGGGGUGUAUGGAUUUGUUCAAUCCCGACAACCGGGUGCCCUCUUCUUUAGCACAUUGGUUGGUUGCCUCAUUGUCGUGAUGGGUGUCAUAUUUAUAACUCAGCAUUUGAACUCUAUGGAUGGAAAACCUCGCGCUCCUAGGUGAUCAAUGAGUGUGAUUUUCUGGAAAUUUGAAACAAAUCUGCAAAAGUAUACUCUUCAAAUGUAUAAUACCCAAGAAUUACAGCAUGAUAAACUAUAUAUAAGAGAAGAUGAGAAGGUUUGCAGCUCAGAAAGAGGGGUUUCCAUGUUUCCUUAAAUCGAGUUUGGGACACUGUUGGUUAUACUUGGCUUGUAAAUUUGCAGCUGUUUUUUUUUUUGACCUCUUUUUCCCCUUUUUUUUACCCCUUUUUCUUUUGGAGGGGAGUUAUUUAAACUAGGUUUUGAUUAGUGGAGGAUGGAGUUUUGGUCUUGAGUUGUAGUUUCAAGUUUCUUAUGACAUCUUCAGUUGCUAGAAGCAUUUAGAAGAGUAUCUGUUAGGCUUAUUAGUUUGCAGGCCUUAUGGGUGUUUUGCCAGAAAAUCUUAUAUAGUGUGCAUUUCCUUUAAAUAGACUGGAGUAAAUUUAGUGCAGAGUACAAAUUGAAGUCAUACAGUGAACAAUAAGGCACAAGAUGGUCAUUAUCUUGUACUGGUAUUUUCUAUGGAUGAAUUCACUUUUUAAUGUUUGAACAAUGAGCAAGAAAUUGCUUUAAAGUUGUAAUUUCAUGCUACUUAGGUUUUGA